AUGGCUCAAUUAGCGCCGCAGACGAUCCAUCGGGAUCCUCAGCUCUUCUACUGGAUCCUGCUGCCUAUUACGGCUGUCAUGAUCCUGACCGGCGUUCUGCGACACUACGCCACCGUCCUCAUGGCGACGACGCCUAAGAAGCUCGAACAGAAGGCCAUGCGGGAGCAGCGGUCUCUGCUGCACGGCGUGGCCGUGCGCGGAAACUUCCACGUGCUGUCGGAGCCGUCGUUCCGCACGCGCCGUGACUACCUGAUCAACGCCUACGAGAGCGGCGCGUUCCUCAAGGACCCGGACCGCCGGGGCCAGCCGCCGCCGAACCCGAUGACCGACCCGGGCGCGAUGGACGGCAUGAUGGGCAUGAUGAAGAACAACAUGGCCAUGAUGAUCCCCAACACCCUCAUCAUGAGCUGGAUCAACGCCUUCUUCAGCGGCUUCGUCAUCAUCAAGCUCCCCUUCCCCAUCACCAUCAAGUUCAAGAGCAUGCUGCAGGCCGGCGUCGCCACCAAGGAGAUGGACCCCCGCUGGAUGUCCAGCAUCAGCUGGUACUUCCUGUGCUACUUCGGCCUGCAGUUCGUCUUCAACUUCCUGCUCGGCAGCGAUAACGCCGCGAGCCAGAUGGCGCAGCAGAUGGCGGGCAUGGGACCGCAGGCACCCGCCAUGUUCGGGCCCGGCGUCGAUCCCGACAAGCAGUUCAAGACGGAGGCCGAGAAUCUCGCCGUGGUCGAGCAUUACUCGGUGCUGGACGGUGUGGAAGAUCGAUUGCUCCAGGGUAUCAGGUCUAAGUAG
Durotheca rogersii is the source of this 786-nucleotide messenger RNA. RefSeq lists its product as uncharacterized. Lineage: Eukaryota; Fungi; Ascomycota; Sordariomycetes; Xylariales; Xylariaceae. Gene Ontology annotation, cellular component: EMC complex; membrane. The record is from RefSeq and is a predicted model, not a curated record. Gene Ontology annotation, biological process: protein folding in endoplasmic reticulum. The transcript is spliced from 4 exons. The coding region runs from base 1 to 786 and encodes 261 amino acids.